AUGACGGGAAUGUUUUUCAUUUUUUGCUUGUUGUGUAUAGAUGUGCCCCUUUCUUUCUAUUCCUUUUCCAUUUUUUUAAUUUUAAUUUUUGUUUUUGUUUUCUUCUGUUCAUUGGUAGGCAUGCAGCGUUGUCGUGUCUUUUUUUUUACGUACAUUGGAUCGCCCGCUCGAUUCCGUGGAUCAGGCAAUGAGAUAUCAGCUAGCUUCGUUUUGACUCGCACGGUUGACGGUGGGCCAAUGAAAAUACAUUGCAUCCCAGGGUAUAUCUCGGCCCUAUACCUUGUCGAGUACCCAGAGCAGGGGAAGUUACUCCUUCUUGACAGUGGGUUUCCCAGUGAUUUGGAACGCGUUCGAUUUUACGUGGAAGAGGUGAUGGCCGCCGGGAAGUUCAAAAAGCAGCGGAUCUCAGAGAGGCUGCGUUUGGUUGUAUCUACACAUUCCCACAUUGAUCAUGCAGGGGCAUCUAAAGGGUAUGAGCGCUGUGGCAUUCCGGUUGCAUGCCCAAGUGGGAUGGAGAAGUGCUAUCGUGGCGUGAAGGGGCGGAUUGCGCAAAUUUAUGAGGCUCAUUUAUCUCAACUUGUGGCUGCUCGAUUGGGUCGUAAAGUACGUGAGGGCUCUUUUUUGUUUUCCAAGGGAUUGUUGGGCCCAUAUUGGCAAAUGCCUGUGGGGGCGUUACGCUUGGACGAUGGAACCCCUCUUCCACUGGGAUUCCACGAUUGGGUGGCGAUCAAGUGUCCUGGUCACACGUCUCAUAUGGUGUGUCUUUAUCAUUCCUACUCGCGUAUUUUUUAUGUAAGCGAUAUGUUUGUGGCGAUUAAGAAGGGAUUCUUUCCGCCUCUCCCUGUUGACUUUGACUGGGCUUAUACUAGGACUCUUCAUCGUCUGCGGGGCUUACCUACGCGUUGUGCUUUGUUGCCACACGGGGGAAUCAUAGACGUUGGAGAUCGAUGUGGUUCAUGGAACGCGCUAAUUGACGAAAUUGUGCUUCAUUAUGAAUUGGAGGCCAAGCGCAAUUCUAGGUUUGAACGGGCAAGGUGUCUCAUAGCGGCGGGCAGUCACCUUCUCCAAGGCGAACACCUAUUACCCGACGUAUUUCCCCGCGGGCCUCUUCCAGUCCCUCCAGAGGGGCAUGAACCGCCUCAUUUGCACAUUAUGGAUUCAUGA
This is a messenger RNA of Trypanosoma cruzi, 1164 nucleotides long. Its product is annotated as metallo-beta-lactamase superfamily, putative. The transcript has a single exon. The record is from RefSeq and is a predicted model, not a curated record. Bases 1 to 1164 code for a protein of 387 amino acids. NCBI's taxonomy places the organism in Eukaryota, Euglenozoa, Kinetoplastea, Trypanosomatida, Trypanosomatidae.